Jatropha curcas is the source of this 1975-nucleotide messenger RNA. RefSeq names its product aldehyde dehydrogenase family 2 member B7, mitochondrial. Gene Ontology annotation, molecular function: oxidoreductase activity, acting on the aldehyde or oxo group of donors, NAD or NADP as acceptor. The record is from RefSeq and is a predicted model, not a curated record. Lineage: Eukaryota; Viridiplantae; Streptophyta; Magnoliopsida; Malpighiales; Euphorbiaceae.
UUAUCUAUAUAUAAUAUGGAAAGUAGAGUCACAUAGCACUAAAAAAGAAAACACAGAUACGAACAGAGAAAAGAUAGAGAGAGAGAGAGAGAGAGAGAUUCUAUGGCUGGUAGGAGAAUAUCAUGGCUGCUCUCUCGUUCUUUCAUUUCUGGUUCUGGUUCUGCUCUGUUUUCACGAGGGAGUAAUUCUAGUCUUGCCAGAGGAAUCAGUAGAUAUAGUACUGCUGCUGCUGUUGAAGAGCCAAUAGUUCCAUCUGUCUCUGUUAGUCAUACUCAACUUUUAAUUAAUGGGCAGUUUGUCGAUGCCGCUUCAGGGAAGACUUUUCCAACAUUGGAUCCUAGGACAGGUGAAGUGAUUGCCCAUGUUGCUGAAGGUGAUGUUGAAGACAUAAAUAGAGCAGUGUCUGCUGCUCGCAAGGCAUUCGAUGAAGGGCCAUGGCCAAAGAUGACCGCUUAUGAAAGGUCAAGAAUAAUGUUGCGAUUCGCUGAUUUGCUUGAAAUGCAUAAUGAUGAAAUUGCUGCACUUGAGACUUGGGAUAAUGGGAAACCGUAUGAACAGGCUGCUAAAGCUGAAAUACCUAUGGUUGCACGCCUAUUUCGAUACUAUGCUGGUUGGGCAGAUAAGAUCCACGGUCUUACAGUUCCAGCUGAUGGGCAGCAUCAUGUGCAAACAUUGCACGAACCGAUUGGUGUUGCAGGUCAGAUUAUUCCAUGGAAUUUCCCUCUUCUGAUGUAUGCUUGGAAAGUUGGACCGGCAUUGGCAUGUGGCAAUACGGUUGUUAUUAAGACAGCAGAGCAGACACCAUUGUCCGCUUUUUAUGUAUCUAAGCUAUUUCAUGAGGCUGGACUUCCAGAAGGUGUUUUGAAUGUGGUUUCUGGUUUUGGCCCAACUGCUGGUGCUGCUCUUGCGAGCCAUAUGAAUGUGGAUAAGCUUGCUUUCACCGGAUCAACAGAUACAGGAAAAGUUGUUCUUGAGUUAGCAGCAAGAAGCAAUCUUAAGCCAGUAACUUUGGAACUUGGAGGGAAAUCGCCUUUUAUUGUUUGCGAGGAUGCUGAUGUUGACCAGGCUGUUGAGCUUGCUCACUUUGCUUUAUUCUUUAAUCAGGGUCAAUGCUGCUGUGCUGGUUCCCGCACAUAUGUUCAUGAGCGUAUAUAUGAUGAAUUCAUAGAAAAAGCAAAGGCAAGGGCUAUAAAACGGGUUGUUGGUGAUCCUUUCAGAGGAGGUAUUGAACAAGGUCCUCAGGUUGAUUCAGAACAAUUUGAGAAGAUACUAAGGUACAUAAGGUCUGGCAUUGAAAGUGGAGCUACACUUGAAGCUGGAGGAGAUAGAUUUGGUACCAAGGGCUAUUAUAUCCAGCCCACAGUUUUCUCAAAUGUUAAGGAUGAUAUGCUUAUAGCGAAAGAUGAGAUAUUCGGUCCAGUGCAGUCCAUCUUGAAAUUCAAGGAUCUUGGAGAAGUGAUACACAGGGCGAAUAGCACUCGCUACGGGCUGGCUGCGGGAGUGUUUACACAGAACAUAGACACAGCUAACAUCCUGACUCGUGCCUUGCGAGUUGGAACAGUAUGGAUUAAUUGCUUUGAUGUGUUCGACGCUGCGAUUCCUUUUGGUGGAUAUAAGAUGAGUGGACAUGGAAGAGAGAAGGGUAUUUACAGUCUUAGCAAUUACUUGCAAGUGAAGGCAGUGGUUACUCCUUUGAAAAAUCCAGCAUGGCUAUAAACUAUAUAGUACAUACCUCCAAAUUGAGUCCACACUUCAGGUUUUUUUAUUGCCAUGUAACUGAAAAUAAAAGGGUAGACUGAUAAAAUAUAAGACCUCCAUUGAUGGGGGGUAUUGAUCUUGAUAGUGAAGGAGGAGGUGAAGAUGAUGAAGAUAAAAAGGUCUGUUUGUUGAGGACAUUUGAGGCUUUUGUCUUUUCUUGUAUUUAUAUCUGGUCGAAUUAAUUUGUCAGUGAUACGUUGCUAUUUCUCUUCUGUGA